GACCGGGGCAGUGAUGGCGCGGGUGACAGGGGACGUGGAGGCCACCCACGCAGCGGUGUCCGAGGCGCUCAGCCUCUUUCUGUGGUACCUGGCGCGGGGCGUUUGCCUCCUGGUCACCAUGGCGUGGUUGUCACCCCGCCUGGCCUUUGUCACCCUCCUGUCACUGCCCGUCCUCCUGCUACUGCCCCGGGGCGUCAGCAAGAUCCAGCAGUUCUCAGUGCUGGCCCUGAAGUUGGGGCUCCUCUACUAUGGGGGACAGCUGGUGGCCGCGGGGACCAUCACCACCGGGGACCUUGUCACCUUCCUCAUCUACCAGAUGCAGUUCACCGAGGCUGUGGAGGUCCUGCUCCACCACUACCCCAAAAUGACCAAGGCCGUGGGCUCCUCAGAGAAGAUCUUUGCGUUCCUGGACCAGGAGGAGCAGGUGGCACCCGCAGGGACGCUGGCGCCCGAUGUCCUGCGGGUCUUCUCCCGCGCGCUCCACGCCAACAUCGCCUACGGGCCGGGGACCUGGAGCCAGGCGCAGGUGACGGUGGGAGCCCGCCGAGCGGGUGCCCACGCCUUCAUCACCCGCCUGCCCCGGGGCUAUGACACAGAGGUGGGUGAGCUGGGGGGGCAGCUCUCCGGGGGACAGCGGCAGGGGGUGGCCAUCGCUCGUGCCCUGGUGAGGGACCCCCGUGUCCUCAUCCUCGAUGAGCCCACCAGCGCCCUGGACGCCGAGAGCCAGCAGCAGAUAUCCCCUCGGUGA
This is a messenger RNA of Pygoscelis adeliae (Adelie penguin), 748 nucleotides long. RefSeq names its product antigen peptide transporter 1-like. The transcript has 6 exons. The coding region runs from base 14 to 748 and encodes 244 amino acids. The record is from RefSeq and is a predicted model, not a curated record. Gene Ontology annotation, molecular function: ABC-type oligopeptide transporter activity; ATP binding; ATP hydrolysis activity. NCBI's taxonomy places the organism in Eukaryota, Metazoa, Chordata, Aves, Sphenisciformes, Spheniscidae. Gene Ontology annotation, cellular component: membrane. Gene Ontology annotation, biological process: transmembrane transport.